CCGGGGCCUGGAAGCGGCCGUUGUUCGCGCUCCCCCUCAGGGCGCCCCUAGGCCGCGCCGCCGCCGCCGGCCCCCAUGUGACAGGCGGCCGUCGAGGGCGGGGGGGGGGCGGCCGGGCUGCACGGCGACCCGCGGGGAAAAAUGACAUCGCGGAGAUGGUUUCAUCCAAAUAUUACUGGGGUGGAGGCAGAAAACCUACUAUUAACAAGAGGAGUUGAUGGCAGUUUUCUGGCACGGCCCAGCAAAAGUAACCCAGGAGACUUUACACUCUCUGUUAGACGAACUGGAGCUGUCACCCACAUCAAGAUCCAGAACACAGGGGACUACUAUGAUCUCUAUGGAGGAGAGAAGUUUGCUACACUGGCUGAGUUAGUCCAGUAUUAUAUGGAACAUCAUGGGCAGCUCAAAGAAAAGAAUGGAGAUGUUAUAGAGUUGAAAUAUCCACUGAACUGUGCUGACCCUACAUCUGAAAGGUGGUUUCAUGGGCAUCUUUCUGGAAGAGAAGCUGAAAAACUGUUAACAGAAAAAGGAAAACAUGGAAGCUUUCUUGUGCGUGAAAGUCAAAGCCACCCUGGGGACUUUGUUCUAUCUGUCCGGACAGGAGAUGAUAAAGGAGAGAGUAAUGAUGGGAAAUCUAAAGUGACGCAUGUCAUGAUUCACUGCCAGGAUCUAAAAUAUGAUGUUGGUGGAGGGGAGAAAUUUGACUCUCUGACAGAUCUAGUGGAACAUUAUAAGAAGAACCCCAUGGUAGAAACUUUGGGCACAGUAUUGCAACUCAAACAGCCUUUGAACACCACCCGUAUUAAUGCUGCAGAGAUUGAAAGCAGAGUGCGAGAGCUGAGCAAGCUAGCAGAGACUACAGAUAAAGUAAAGCAGGGCUUCUGGGAAGAAUUUGAGACUUUACAACAGCAAGAAUGUAAACUUCUAUAUAGUCGUAAAGAAGGUCAGAGGCAAGAGAACAAAAACAAAAAUAGAUACAAAAACAUUUUACCCUUUGAUCAUACCAGAGUUGUUCUACAUGAUGGUGAUCCAAAUGAACCUGUUUCAGACUAUAUCAAUGCUAAUAUUAUUAUGCCUGAAUUUGAAACGAAGUGCAACAACUCAAAGCCAAAAAAAAGCUACAUUGCUACUCAAGGCUGCCUACAGAAUACAGUGAAUGAUUUUUGGAGAAUGGUGUUCCAGGAGAAUUCUCGAGUUAUUGUUAUGACAACAAAAGAAGUUGAAAGAGGAAAGAGUAAGUGUGUCAAGUACUGGCCUGAUGAAUAUUCGCUAAAGGAGUAUGGUGUUAUGCGUGUUAGGAAUGUUAAGGAGAGUGCAGCACAUGAUUACACGCUAAGAGAACUCAAGCUUUCUAAAGUUGGGCAAGGAAACACAGAGAGAACAGUCUGGCAGUAUCACUUCAGAACCUGGCCUGAUCAUGGAGUCCCAAGUGACCCUGGUGGUGUACUAGACUUUCUAGAGGAGGUACACCACAAGCAGGAAAGCAUUUCUGAUGCAGGGCCAGUUGUGGUCCACUGCAGUGCUGGGAUUGGCCGAACCGGGACUUUCAUUGUGAUUGAUAUUCUUAUUGACAUAAUCAGAGAAAAAGGUGUGGACUGUGAUAUUGAUGUUCCAAAGACCAUUCAGAUGGUGAGAUCACAGCGAUCAGGAAUGGUUCAAACAGAAGCACAGUACAGAUUUAUUUACAUGGCAGUACAGCACUACAUUGAAACGCUACAACGCAGAAUUGAAGAGGAGCAGAAGAGUAAGAGAAAAGGUCAUGAAUACACAAACAUUAAAUAUUCUUUAUCGGACCAGACAAGUGGGGAUCAGAGCCCUCUUCCACCCUGUACCCCAACCCCAACGUGUCCAGAAAUGAGAGAAGAUAGUGCUAGAGUAUAUGAAAAUGUGGGGCUGAUGCAACAGCAGAAAAGUUUCAGAUGAGAAGAUAUAAAGGCACUUCCAUGAAAAGGCAGAAAUGAAUAUGAGUUUUUAAAAAGGUCAAGAAAGAGAUGGAAGAAGCUUCAUGUGAAUGGUGAACUCUGAAGGCUUGGUACCUUUUUAUUUAUGGUUUUAAUCCUUCAACAGUAGGCAAAACUUAAAACCAUCUAAAGUUUGUUUAUAUCCUUUCUCUUCAACACCUGAUUUACAAUUGCUCAUCUUCCAAAUAAAAGGAAAUCCUUUCUACAAUGUAGACGACUACUUUGUAGAAUCAGUUUUGAAUCCAGCGAGUUGUUGGAGUGUCAUCCAUCUGUUUUUAAAUAGUAUUUUUGUUUCACAAUAUGGCUACUAGUAAUUUUUAUUUGAGCAGUUGUGGGAUUUUGGGGGGUGGGGGUGGGAGAGCAAUGAAGUGGGUAAAUCCGUUACAUUUGUGUAAAAUACUGAUGGGAACAAUACUUGAUUGUUUGAAAACAGUGGAUCACCUGUGUGAAUAGAAUCAGCUACAUGGUAAAAUUAGUCCUAAUACAUUUCAAACUGAGUUUCAUAGGGGUGAGCAGUUGCAGAUAUGAAGGUGCUUUUUGUGAUAGCUGAUGGCUUUUUUUUUGAUCACAGUUUAUCUGAGUAGCUGGAUGGGCUAUUUUUGAGUAACCAUGUAAGAUAGCCUUUAUAUCAAAUGAAACUUUUCAUUUGACCCUUACCCAAAAUAGGAAUUUAGUGUAUCUCUCAAAAAACACAGUGGCCUAGCAGUUUGUAAGGGCGUUGUCUGUGUUAAUCUGUCUGUGUUCAUCUAUUUUAAGCAAGAGAUUGGACUAGUAGAGUUAAGGUAUUCUAGAAAGCUGCACAAUGACACCUUGACAGCAUAUCGAAAACAGAGUGAAACAAGUAACCCACUGUGCAGGUUGUUACCUUAAUGUAGGGUAACCUUUUUCCACAGGGGAGGUGGAAGCAUUGGGCCUUCAGUUUUUUAGUAAGGCCUUAUGCUAGUGUAAGUGGGCUAAACUAGAAGUGUAUGGGGAAAGCAGUGCAUGGAAGCUAGCUGCCCGCUAAAAUUGCCUUAGUUGAAAAGGACAGCAUGGGCAGCAAAGCCAGCAGACUUGUUCUGGUCCAUUUUGUCAGGCAGGAGUUUACUACCAUUCCACCUGAAGUGCCUUUCAGAGCCACACUGAAUUUGCUGUCCCUGUUAGAUUAAAAAAUCGUGUACAUCUGAAACCACUUCUGAUUGUCAAUGAAACAGAUUCCUCUUCUAGAGAUUCUAGAAGUAUGAGUUGCUGUUAGGCAGCCGUUAGCUGGGUUUCUUUGCUUUGUUUGCUUUGUCCUAUUAUCUGGACCAGAAGCUUCCCCUGAAGACAUUAGAAACUGCAUGUGUGGAUUAAUGGCAGAAUUGGUCCGUAGGAGUAGGUACCAAUGGUGUCUUACCAAUAGAACUUCCCUGAAAACAAGGGGAAAGAUGUGACUUAGGUGGUGGUAAGGAACUACUGCCAUUUUCAUAUAGCAUGUGCAGAUGGUGAACGCUGCAUUAAAUUGCUGUAUGCAAGGGUGCAGGGCCAAUGAAAUUGCAUUAUUGGCCUUACUAUUGAAAUUAUGCUAAAGCCUGGAAUGUAAUUAAUACAGCUUUGUGAAAGGUUAAUUAGGAGAUCAUAUUACCUUUUCCUGAGAGUGCUUUGUAAAAUCAAAUAUUUGAACACUUUGUUUGAACUGAAUGAAGGUGCUUCUUUAAUGUUAAGCGGAAUUUUGUUACUUUGCUUCUUGUCCUUGUUGACUUUUGAGGCUUUGGGUUUUUUCUUGGAUUAUUGUAUUUUUGGAACUCCUGUCACCAGCAUACCAUAAUGUGUUUUAACGUUGUAGCCUCUAGUCUAGUCGUAAAUAUUUGUGCCCUUUCUAGAUCUAAAAUUUAUGUCAUCAUGAGAGAGAAAUCUGAUCAUUCAGUACUGAGAUAUCUAUUCUACAUUGCCUGCCUCCCCUCCUGUCCCUACUUACAACUUUAUCUUGCUCAAAGGGAUCAGUUAAGUGUUGGUAUUUGUACAGAGCCAUUUGACAGCAAUCUUAAUGUUUGUUUAAAAUGUUGUAGAGUUGCACAAAUUCUACACUUGAUAUGUUAUAGCAAGGUGGAAUGCAUGUUCAGUUUGACACCACUCUGCACCAAAAUGAGAAGUCAAGAAAAACAAGAGAAGGAUCCUGAAAGAUUCUGGUUAUGAACUCUGUUAAAGUGAUAUGUCUUAAGAUUGACCUGUAUGAACAGCAAUCAGUUACAUAGCGAAGAAAGUUGCUUCCCAUGGCCUAUUUUAGCUGUUUAGAACUUGCCACUGUAGGAAUUUGUUCUUGGAACAAGGGAAAUCUUAUUCUGAAAAUGUGCAUUAAUCUUAGGGAGCAUAUGGUGGAAGAAUGGCAAUGACAAGAGAGGGAAACAAUCUGAAAGGCUAUGAAUAAAUGUUCCAUUUUGUUUUAACUGGAGUGUUAGGCUCUGCUGAGAACCAAAGGGGAGAUCUUGCAAGGUAAAGUCUGUCUGCUUUCCAUGCAUAGGCGAGAGGGGUAAUUUUAGAGCCUCUCUUUUUUUUUUUUUUUUAAUUAUUUUAGACAAUGGUUGGAUUUUUGACAGGUGAAGCAAGAGAGAUAAAUUCCCUUUGGUUCAAGGGAGAUAAGUGAAUAUGUGGGUUUCAUGUAUUUCUAGUGAGCUUUUAGAGAAUAAAUUUAAGCAUUGAUCUGCAGUCAUUGCUGUAACAAUGGAAUGGAAAAGGGAUGCAGUUUUGAAGUGUUCUGUUGAAGAAGACUUUAUACCACAAGGGAAAUUUUAACACAGCUCCUGAGGCACAAUAAUUUAUGCCAGCAUGAAUUUGCUGUAGACUUCAUUUACUGAAUGUUUUAUAGUAUACACUUUAAUUUCAGCUAACUGUUGUUAGGACUGAUUGGUUCUCCUAUUAAUCCUGACCAGACUUUACUUUUUCCUCUUAAGGUAUGUGUUGGAAACAUAAUUAACUUCAUUAGCUGUAUCCUAGUUAUAAUACCUGUUUCCUUUUUCAUUGUAGAGAUGGGAAAAAUCAGCUGGUACUAGGAUGUAUUGUCUGUUUUUUUUUUCCACCCAUAACUUCAUUAUUUCAAAUUAAUUUUUAAUUUCUCCCUUUUAAAUAGUGAAACAUGUAAUUAAUUAUUUCAAGCCUGUUUAUUUAUGACAUUAUUGUGAUUUUUUUUUAUUACAGUACUAAAGACUAAUGAAAAAGGAUCCUCUUAUUAGAUGGAGUAGACCUUGCAUUUAUUUUUUUUUUCCUGCAAUGUAUGAAGUAUUGUACCAGAGUAUUAAAUGAAAUGUAAUAUUUUAUUGAAAAAUCUCUAUCCUUUAAAAGGAGUACUUUUAGGAUGUCAUCAAUUUGAUGUGAAUCAUGUCAAUGUUGAUAAUGCGCUGUUUAUUAUACAUCUAGUGUUUCAAAAGACUCACUAUUGCCUUUUGCCCACAUACAUUGUGUAGACCAUUUACAGUUGUCAAAAUGUGACAUUAAAAUAAUAGUUCAUGUAUAGAAUUA
This is a messenger RNA of Rhea pennata, 5435 nucleotides long. It is a transcript of the gene PTPN11, whose product is annotated as protein tyrosine phosphatase non-receptor type 11. The record is from RefSeq and is a predicted model, not a curated record. Gene Ontology annotation, molecular function: cell adhesion molecule binding; non-membrane spanning protein tyrosine phosphatase activity; receptor tyrosine kinase binding. Lineage: Eukaryota; Metazoa; Chordata; Aves; Rheiformes; Rheidae. The transcript is spliced from 16 exons. Gene Ontology annotation, cellular component: cytoplasm. Gene Ontology annotation, biological process: positive regulation of ERK1 and ERK2 cascade; protein dephosphorylation. Bases 142 to 1923 code for a protein of 593 amino acids.